Molecule: messenger RNA, 1900 nt
Organism: Prorocentrum cordatum
Lineage: Eukaryota; Dinophyceae; Prorocentrales; Prorocentraceae
Source: the annotation of a GenBank genome assembly
AGGCCCGAGCCAGAAAUGGCAGUGUUUCAUGGCGCCGGCCGCCCCGCGAAGCCGCGCGCCCGCGCGCGGCACCCGCGGCGGGCGCCGUGUUGCCCCGCGGGGCGAGGCCGCGAGGAGAUGGGCCGUGUGGCUGCUGGUUCUCUCGAGCGCUGACCCAGCCGGUUUGGAAAGCAUGUGCCGUGGCCCGCCAGACGCGCUGGGGCUGGAGCCCAUCGGGCUUCUGCAUGCCAGCCAUCAGCAAGAGCCUGCGGACGCUGCCGUGCUGCCUCGCCGCCGUGCGAUGCCGUCGCCUUGCGGCCGGGCGCGGCGCAGGCCGCCUCUGCGGUUCCGGGCUCGGGGUCAUGCGCAGAGCGGCUGCUUCGGCGCGAGAUAGCCACCAGGAGCCCGACUGCGGUGCAGGCGCGGCGGGUCGCGAAGGGGCGGAGGGCUUCGAGCAGGAGUUGGUCAGUGCAGAUCUCGGUCGGCACUGGAGCGUGUCCGUGCGUGCAGCUGGCGAGCAUGCCGUCAUCACGAGGCGCUGGGGGAAGGUUGGCGGUAAGCUGCAGGUGGACGAGCGGAACGUCUCCGAGUCCAAGAACAUCGGCUGGACGAACGAGCGCAAGCCCAUGCAGGUAGCCAACGACAUGGCCGCGUCCUUUGCCCAGAAGAAGAUCGACAGCGGCUACAGGCCUGCCGCGGUUUCUGGCACGAAGGCGGCGCCAGGCGCAGAGAUGCCACAGGUCAUGCUCGCACGCAACUAUUCCUCGACCGCCCUCGGCACUUUUCCUGGCGCUGGCUCGGACGCGUGGACUGCCGUGAUACAGCCGAAGCUCGACGGGGUGCGCUGCCUGGUGAGGCUGAACUUGACGGCGCCAUCGCCACCCGAGCUGUGCACCAGACAGCGGAAGCCCCUCACCCACCUGAAGUUGCUGGAGCCAGGUCUCAAGAAGGUGCGCAGCGCCGCCGCGAGGGUCCUCCAGGCAGGGCCCGGCGCCGGGCUGGUGCCCGGCCCGCUGUUCCUGGACGGCGAGCUGUACGCACAUCGGGGGCGGCAGGGAGGGGGGGUGAUGACUAAGGGGGGUGUGGAUGUCAGGCUUCAUGGCGCCUCGUCUUAUCUCUUUACGUCCCUGCCCCCCCCGUGGGCUGCGCACAUGCCGCGGGCCAUGAUUUGCGCCCUCCUCCUCUUGGACGCCCCCUUCUUGGCCGCCCCCGAGCACAUGGCGAGCUCACGUUCCAGGAGGUGGUGUCGGCGGUGAGGCGUUUGAAGGAGCCGAAUCACGAGCUCCUUGGGAGGAUCCGCCUCUACGUCUUCGAUUGCUUCCAGCUGGGCCAUGAUCUCGAGUUCCAGAAGCGCUGGGACCUCGUGCAGGACAUCAUGAGGAGAGCUGGCCCCAGCGUGUCGAGCGUCUUGUUAGUGGAGUCGACCUUGCACCGCGGCGAGGACCUGCCGGGCGCGAUCGAGAGGGAGCUCGGCAACCGGCUUCGCGAGGGGUACGAGGGGGUCGUGGUGCGCGACCCGAUUGGGGUCUACGAGACCAGGAAGAGGUCUGCCAGCCUCUUGAAGUUCAAGCGCUUCGACGACGCGGAGUUUGCCAUCGUGGGUUGGGAGGAGGGCGAAGGCACCGCGGCGGGCACUGUCGUCUGGAAGUGCGAGACGAAGGACAAGCAGGUGUUCUCUGUCAGGCCAAUGGGCAAUGUUGGCGAGAGGCGCGCCUGCUUCCAGCGCGUGCAGGAGUGCUUCGAGGAUGAGUUCCACGGCAAGCUCCUGACCGUCAGGUACCAGGGCCUCAGCGAUGACGGGAUUCCUCGGUUCCCAGUCGGCGUCGAGAUCCGCGAUUACGAGUGAUUCGGGGCUUCAGUUGUGGGGCGUUGUCGGAGGUAUCGACGUCGCAGGAGGCGAACGAAGAAGCCCAAAAUCUGG